AUGAUCCGCCUGACGGUGGAAAAGAGCAACACCUUCAAACAGCUCGCUGAGCAGCUGUUACCUCAGCUCCCCUCGACAGUCGACCCUCAAACCAUCCGGCUCUCCCCCCAGCCCAGCGGUGGCGAGUCGAAGCUCCUCUCUGAGAUUGCAAAGUACAAGUUGGAACAGAUAGGUUUAAAGGACCAUCCCAUCGACCCACCACCAUCCAUCGACACCGAGGUGAAACACAUCAAGAACCCCUGGGAGGUUGUGAAGCAGUCCCCUCUUGACGAUAGACUGGACAAGAAGGAUGGCAAGAUUCCACGAGGGAAGGAUGCCAAAAUGUGCCGUCACGGACCCAAGGGGAUGUGCGACUACUGCACACCGUUGGACCCCUUCAACCAAACAUAUCUCGACGAAAAGAAGAUCAAGUACAUGUCGGUACACGCUUACAUGCGCAAGACGAACUCGGCGACAAACAAGCCCGAGCUGGGGAGCUCGUUUAUUCCUCCUCUUGUCGAGCCGUACUACAGAGUCAAGCGCGACUGCCCAUCAGGACAUCCACAGUGGCCGGAAGGCAUCUGCACCAAAUGCCAACCCAGUGCCAUCAUUCUUCAGCCUCAAACUUUCCGCAUGGUGGAUCACGUCGAGUUCGCUUCUCCGGGCAUCAUCGACAAGUUUCUUGACGCUUGGCGCCGGACAGGGGCACAACGGUUAGGCAUCCUCUAUGGUCGGUAUAUGGAGUAUGAGGUUGUGCCAUUGGGAAUCAAAGCGGUAGUUGAGGCCAUCUAUGAGCCUCCACAGAUCGAUGAAGUUGAUGGUGUCUCGCUCAAUGCUUGGGAAAAUGAGCAAGAGAUCAACCAGAUCGCCAAGUUCUGCGGUCUUGAGCAGGUUGGUGUAAUAUGGACUGAUCUUUUGGACGCCGGCAAGGGCGAUGGCAGUGCCGUAUGCAAACGACACGCAGACUCAUACUUCCUCGCCUCUCAGGAGGUUUGCUUUGCUGCUCGGAUGCAGGCUCAGCACCCCAAGCCAUCCAAGUGGAGUGAUGCAGGACGCUUUGGCUCCAACUUUGUCACUUGUGUCGUCUCUGGUAACGAGCAGGGUGAGAUUUCCAUUUCAGCUUACCAGAUGUCAAACGAUGCGGUAGAAAUGGUGAGGGCAGAUAUCAUUGAGCCUUCAGCCGACCCAACACAAAUGCUGGUGCGGGAGGAAGAGGAAGACGAUGGGUCUGUUAGCAGGACACGCUACAUCCCCGAGGUGUUUUACCGCAGGAUCAACGAAUACGGCGUCAACGUUCAAGAGAACGCAAAGCCAGCAUUCCCGGUCGAAUAUCUUUUCGUCACGCUUACCCACGGUUUCCCCGAGUCACCCAAGCCACUGUUUACCGACGAGGGCUUCCCGAUCGAGAACAGAGAAUAUGUUGGCGAGGCGCAACAACCUUCUGCUGUCGCCAAGGCUCUCAGGGUGAACCAAAAAGGCGACAACAGGCUGCCUGUCUCGGACUUCCACCUUCUCUGCUACAUUCACCAAAUGAGCGUCCUAUCCAAGGACGAGGAGGCUUUACUCUGCAAAGUUGCUACCCAUCAGGACUUGGCCGAAGCGUUCCAGUUGCGGGAGACGCCAGGGUUCCAAACCCUUAAGAUGAUCCUUGAAUCCACUGGCUGA
Messenger RNA from Podospora anserina S mat+, 1644 nucleotides. RefSeq lists its product as uncharacterized. Gene Ontology annotation, biological process: ubiquitin-dependent protein catabolic process. The transcript is spliced from 4 exons. The record is from RefSeq and is a predicted model, not a curated record. Gene Ontology annotation, molecular function: ubiquitin binding; ubiquitin protein ligase binding. Bases 1 to 1644 code for a protein of 547 amino acids. Lineage: Eukaryota; Fungi; Ascomycota; Sordariomycetes; Sordariales; Podosporaceae. Gene Ontology annotation, cellular component: nucleus.